This is a messenger RNA of Tachysurus fulvidraco (yellow catfish), 4256 nucleotides long. RefSeq names its product SH3-domain binding protein 4 (gene sh3bp4). The transcript is spliced from 4 exons. Gene Ontology annotation, molecular function: protein binding. Lineage: Eukaryota; Metazoa; Chordata; Actinopteri; Siluriformes; Bagridae. The coding region runs from base 353 to 2830 and encodes 825 amino acids. Gene Ontology annotation, cellular component: cytoplasm. The record is from RefSeq and is a predicted model, not a curated record.
GUCUCAUAGUGUGGAGUAGUAGCAGUGAGAUGUUUCUACUCGUCUCAGCUCAGUGGUGCGUCUCUGUGUCUGUCUGUGUGUCUCUGAGUCUUUCUGUGUGUCUCUCCGUGUCUCUCUGAGUCUCUCUGCGUGUCUCUCUGUGUCUCUGUGUGUCUCUGAGUCUCUUUCUGAGUCUCUCUGUGUGUUUCGGUGUCUCUCUGAGUUUCUCUGUGUCUCCUGGUGAAAUUGACCUGAAAAGUGGAAUUUGCAGAAGAGUGGAAUAUUGAAUAAAACGCUACUGAUCACAGUUGGGAUUCGAAAAUGGGACAAGCGUCUUGACAGAAAAAGGAAAUAUGCUGCAGGAAAACUAGGCAUGGCUGCCCAUCGAAUUCGAGCAACAAAUAAUAACAAUGCAAUCCCUCGCUGCAAGUCUGAGGGAACACUUAUCGAACUGAGUUCUGGAGUGUCAGAAGCCACCCUCUCUGAAGUUAAAGUGCCCAGUCCUAGCACUUUACGACUGGAAGCUACCGCCUCAAUUGAAUCUGCUAGAGAAGUCAUUGCCAUUAAAGAUUACUGUCCGUCAAACCUCACCACCCUAAAGUUUUCUAAAGGGGAUCGUCUUUAUGUUCUUGACACAUCUGCAGGAGAGUGGUGGUAUGCUCAUAAUAACACAGAGAUGGGCUACAUCCCGGCAGCCUACGUCAAGCCCGUCACGCAGCGAGAAUCUAUAUCCUGCGACAGUGGGAUGAUUGACAGCCUAGCAGACAUUUCUAACGAUGGGUCCAAAGUGCUAGAGCAACGUGGAGAGUGGCCAGAACACAUCAAACCUACAGUUCCUCAAAACGGAAACCCUUUCGUAAAGAAGCGGAUGUCUCUCAACCCAUUCCUUGAUGGCUCCUUGCUUACUGAUCAAAACAGUAUCCAGAGUUCGUCUCCAGACUCAAAAAACAGCAGCAGUAUUAACAUCAACAAAUUUGGAAGUAAUAUUAUGGAUUUGUAUUGCUUGAGCCCUGGCACAGAGAACGGUUCAGUCCUUAGAAGGAACAAUCCGUUUUAUAGAAGCAAGCGUUGUUACAGUUUGUCCGAACUGUCCAUCUUACAGUCGCAGGCAGAUGCACCUCCAGAAUUCCUGGGUUUUUUCGGAAGCUUGAAAGCACCUUCACCUGAGCAGUUUCAGAGUAGAGAAGACUUCAAAAAUGCCUGGUUAAACCACCGCAAGUUUACAAGGUCCUGCCAUGACCUAGAUUCUAUCGGGCAAAAUCCUGGAUGGGGUCAAACACAACCAAUCGAGACCAACAUUGUGUGCAAACUGGACAGCUCGGGUGGUGCUAUUCAGUUACCAGACACUAGCAUCAGCAUUAUCGUACCCGAGGGCCAUGUUGCACCAGAUGAUACUCAGCAGAUAUCAUUAAAGGCCAUGCUGGACCCACCCUUGGAGCUUAACAGUGACAAUUGUACUACUGUGAGCCCAGUGGUGGAAAUCAAGCUUAGCAAUAUGGAAACAAAAACCACUUUAACAUUAGAGAUGAAAGUGUCUGUUGUGGUCAAGAUGGAGAGUCGACAAAAAGCAGAAGUGAUCUGUGUCCGCAGCGACUGCAAGGAUGGACCCUACGUUCCAGUCCCUCGUGUUUAUAUGUAUGGAGAUACAGUCCAGAUAACCUUGGACAAUCUAGAGCCUUGCAUGUAUGUAUCAGUGGUUGCUCAGGCCCAGGAUGUUGCCCCAUACAACACAGUCUGGGAGCAUGUUGUAAAGAAAGUUACACUUGGCGUAUACGGUCCUAAGCAUAUCCAUCCAUCCUUUAAGACAGUUGUUGCCAUGUUUGGCCAUGAUUGUGCCCCAAAAACAUUAUUAGUAAGUGAAGCUAAAAUGCAGUCCCACUGUAUUCCACCAUUAUCCCUACAACUCUGGGGGAAACACCAGUUUGUACUUGCAAAGCCUCAAGAUCUUAAGGUUGGUGUGUAUUCUAACAUUUCAAAUUUUGAAGCGAAAAUUAGCGAUCAGACAAGAGUGGUGAGGAGUUUUCAGCUGAAACUUGGCAAAGUAUCGCGCCUCAUCUACUCCAUAUCUGCUCGAGAUCCAGACAACAUCACAGACUUCACUUUGCGCAUUCAGGUUAAAGAUGACAAGGACUGCAUCCUUGCCCAGUUCUGCGUUCAGACACCGACCCCUCCGCCGAAGGUUGCGACGACCUCCGUGCAGAGGCGCUUUAUAAAGAAAAAGGAAAUGCACAAAACCGUACUUUCACCUCUUCUAGGAGUCACAAAAUAUCCUAUGUUUCAGGACAGACCAGUCACAAAUAUAAAGUUUGGAAAGUUGCUAAAGACUGUCCUUAGACAGACCAAGAGCCAAUAUUUGCUAGAGUAUGUCAAAGGGGAUGUGAUGGCACUUUUGAGUGAAGAAAAAAUCAAACUUAAAGGGCAUCUUUGGACCAAGGAGUGGUACAUUGGAUACUAUCAUGGCAGAAUUGGAUUGGUGCAUACCAAGAACAUUCUUAUAAUGGGAAAAGUCAAACCAGUUAAUUUCAAGGGGCCUGAGCUUACCUCUACUGUUCUUUUAGACCAAAUUCUAAUCCCCUGCAAAUGUCUCACUUACAUGUAUUCUUCAUUGAGGACUAUACUGAUGGAAAACUUAAAUAGCUGGAGAGCAUUUGCUGAUGCCCUGGGCUACGUCAACCUUCCUCUGGCUCACUUUUGUCGUACAGAGCCGAGCAGUGAGCCAGAAAAAGUUGCCUGUGUUCUUGAGAAAUUGAAAGAAGACUGCGACACAUCUGAAGAAAAGCAAAGGAAAUCUUUCCAAAAAGAGCUCUUCAUGCUGUAUGUGAGUUUCAACCCACAGCGAAAUGAACACUGAUAAAUUACGGAAAGGAAAGAUUAUACAGUGGAUAUGAAAAGUCUACACACCCUUCAGAAAUUGUAGGGUUUCAAAAUAGAAAGACAAUAAAAAAAUAACAACAUGAAAAAAUAACAGACUUGUUACAUCUUUAAUAAAAAAUAAAUAAAAAAUCUACCACACCUUGAUUGCAUAACACAUUCCCAUUGAAUACUUUGUGGAGGCCCUUUUUACCUUUAAUACAGUUCAAUUCAAUUCAAUUCAAGUUUAUUUGUAUAGCGCUUUUUACAAUAGACAUUGUCUCAAAGCAGCUUUACAGAACAUAAACAUAAAGCAUCGGGUCUAUUCAUUUCAUACAUCUAGACUAAAAACUUCUGUAUCAAAGUUUCUUUAAGUCGUGAGGAGAUCUCCUGUGUAUAACGACUUCCGUCAUGCCACCCAGAUUCGUGCAGAAUAGAGGAGAUGGUCGUCACAUGCAAGGAGUGACCAGUACCUGCCAGAAAUUUCUGUAGUUCUUUCAGUGCCUUCCCACCACCUUUUAUACUCUUAUCACCAUUAAAGGGUCACGUCCUGAUCUUUGCAAUGUAUCUGUGGUGUCACAUUUUGUCCACUUAUUGAUGGUUUUGACAAUGCACCAUGGUCCAUUCAGUGUCUUUGAUAUUCUUUUACGGUAUAUCCCUCUCCUCAUUUCAAUGGUUAAGUCUCACGGUUUCUUUGGCAAAUCCUUGCGGCCCAUGGCUCUCAGUAGAAUGCAUACAGCAAAACAUACUACAGCAACAGCUAACUUUAUCUGUUUUUUUUUUUAAAUCAGAUUCACUUUAAUUAAUGGCAACUGUAUGCCAUUUACCUUCAGGCCUAAUUUUGAAUGGGACUGGUUAACUCUAAGGACAGUUACAGUACAGCCCAUAUGAAAGGGUGUGCAGACUUAUUUAUGCAAUCAGGGUGUGGUAAUUUAUUUUUUUUUAAAGUGUACCCAAUUUUUACAUACUUCUUUUUUUGUUUGGUUGAAUAUCACAUUAAAGACUAAAAACCUGCAAUUUUGUAAGGGGGUGUAGAUUUUUACUACCCACUGUAUAGUACAUUGUGAAGCUAGUUGUGUGGCGGUGCACCCUGUUAAAUCCGACUACUAUUGACUUGGCGUCGGCAAAGAGGUCCACCUGUGCCUUGUCAAACUUUUCCCAGAGCUGGAACACAACCUCUGAGUGCAGACCCAGCUGGUUGAUGUGUUCCGAUUUCCCGAGGGGUCUCACACACACACACACACACACACACACACACACACACUGUCGAGCCUGUUGCACUGCACUGAGCUCAAGCCAGUUAGCUUCCAUGUAUUCUGUCCUCAUCCCCUGAACGCUUCAGAAAAGCUUCUAGGCCCUUCCAUAAAGCCCUGCUCUUAUGACUGCUUUGACUAGAUUCGGCAUCCUUAACUUCAGCAAGUAAUAAC